Bipolaris victoriae FI3 is the source of this 996-nucleotide messenger RNA. RefSeq lists its product as hypothetical. The coding region runs from base 1 to 996 and encodes 331 amino acids. The record is from RefSeq and is a predicted model, not a curated record. The transcript is spliced from 2 exons. Lineage: Eukaryota; Fungi; Ascomycota; Dothideomycetes; Pleosporales; Pleosporaceae.
AUGGCCUCGCACGAAAACAAACCGGACCCAAGUCUCAACCCCCAAAAUCAUCCUCCAUCCUCCUACAAUCUCGACGACAACAGCUCCAAAACCUGCAUUCUCCCCGACGGACGCAAGCUAGGAUACGCAGAAUACGGCUCGCCAACCGGCCACGCAAUUCUCUACCAACAUGGCUUGCCCGGCUCCCGUCUCGAAGCCUCCUCCUACCACGACCUCGCCAUCACCCUCAACGCCAGGAUCAUCGCCAUCGACCGACCCGGCAUAGGUCUCAGCUCCCCCCAAGCAUCCCGGACCCUUCUCUCCUGGCCCAAAGACGUCGAAAACCUGACCCAGCACCUCGGCUUAACGUCGUACUCCGUACUGGGCGUAUCGGGCGGCGGCCCCUACGCCCUCGCCUGCGCCUUCGCCCUCCCCGCCACCCACCUAAAAUGCGUCUCUGUAAUCUGCGGCCUGGGACCCCCGGACAUGAGUAUGUGGAAAGCCGACAUGGUACACUGGAUUAGUUUCCCCUACGGCUGGCGCUUCGCCCCGGAGUUUUUACUAGAAAUGUUCUUCAGGCUCGAUGUUUUUGGUCGCAUGGAGCUGAGUGAUGAGGACAAGCUCGAGAAGAUGAUGCAGCCUGAGCGUCUUGCUUCGAUUGAGAAUACAAAGAAUCGACGCAUUCUGAGUGAUGAGGCGUUUUUGAAAGUGGCGCUUAGGGCGGGUCGCGAGUCGCAGAGGCAGGGAUUCGGGGGUGUGGCGCUGGAUGGGAGGGUGGUGUGUCGGGGGUGGGGAUUCAAGAUUGAAGAUAUUAGAAGGGAGUUACCGGUUAAGCUGUGGUAUGGUAAAGAUGAUGUUUUUAUUCCGCCGAAUAUUGGGAUUGAGACUGCGGCGAGGCGGGAGGGUGCUGGGGGGAAGGUUGUGUUGAGGUUGGAGGAGGAUGAUACGCAUUAUAGUAUUUCGCAGGAUUGGAAGAAGGAGCAGCUUGAGGCUAUUCUUGUGGAGAUGCGGGAGUGA